Messenger RNA from Fibroporia radiculosa, 1128 nucleotides. RefSeq lists its product as uncharacterized. The record is from RefSeq and is a predicted model, not a curated record. Bases 1 to 1128 code for a protein of 375 amino acids. The transcript is spliced from 4 exons. NCBI's taxonomy places the organism in Eukaryota, Fungi, Basidiomycota, Agaricomycetes, Polyporales, Fibroporiaceae.
AUGGAAUUGCUGAAGGAAUUCGAGGAAAGCUCCGUGGAUGAUGAUAUGAUGCUUGAUGAGGAAGAGGAAGAGACUGAUGGAUCGGAUUUGGCGCAUAGGCUACAUGGACUUGACCUUGAUUUGAUACCACCUGACGAGCUGUGGAACGCCUUGACUCCCGCUGAGCGCGAUAGGUUUCUAAAAACCAUUCAAGACCCGGACGGUGACCUUGCACAACAGCUCCUUUCAAGCGAAGAACUGGAGAAGGCACGUAUCGAGCCAUGGUGGGAGGCACCGGUUGAACUCGAGUCAGACGACGCUUGGACUUCAUCUACCAAGGGAUCUACGGGAUUACCGGCAAAAAAAUAUGGCACAAGUCCAAAAAUCAUGCACAUACCUGCGUCGCUGGUCCGAUCAUCGCUCGAACCUGGAAAAACCCCGCUGCUGCUGUAUAACUUGUGUAGUGUGGUCAUUGUAUACGCAUAUCUUACCCGAUAUUUCUCCAUCUCUCCCAUCUCUGUCAUCGAAAAAUCUGAACGAGAAGAGGGUCAUCGAAUCAUCACACAACUUCUACCCUUUCUUACUGACCGCAAGUCCACCGUCGUACACUCAUCAUUAUCUGGUGCGAUAACUGACCUCUGGUCAAGAUUCACGACAGGACAGAUGAGCUCGGCAUUCUUCGCGAUCUUGUUGAGUGACGCGGCCAAAUUGAUUCGACCAUUGUCCGUCUCUUUGAUAUCGUCCCCCAGCUCCACCCCUUCAGAUGGUCUGUCAGGGGACUAUUCCGAUCUCAAUAGCCACCCCAGCGCCAAUAUUCUCCAAGUUCUUUCCGAUCUGUCCGGGAUGUUCGACGAGCCAACACAUGCCGAUGAUAUUUCCAUGUCAUCUGUUCCUGUACCCAGGGCGAGCCACGCAUUAAAACAUAGUCACACUAAACACAAGCUUACCUUUUACGCUGCUCACACGUUGUCUGUUCCAAAUCUUCUCUUACGUGCUCUUGCAGACGAAAUUGCAGUCCGCGCCGGCAGAGUUGCUCGUGAGAAUACUUAUUUUAAAGACGAUAAAUCAACCGAGAGGGCGCGAGGAGGAAACAGUUCGUCUCACAUUGCAAGAACAGGCGGCUCGCGCAUAGAAGAAGUGAAUGAAUGA